CGGAGGCCAGCAGCAGCAGCAGCAGCAGCAACAGCAACAGCAGCAAAGGUUGCCGGGGGCCGUUGCCGGUGCGCGAGCCGCUGGAGAGCUGCGCGCCCCUCGGGAGCAGCAGCAGCAGCAAGUGCAGCAGCAGCAGCAGCAGCAGCAGCACGUGCGGGAGCCCCCUGGCGUCGCCAGAAGCAGCAGUUCGCGGGGGCCUCUUCCGGUACCCUCCCGAGGGUUUUGCUGCGCAGCAGCUAAUUUGCUGCAGGCUGCUGGAGGCCCUUUGUGCCCUCAGCAGCAGGGGGGCCCCCCCCCAGGGCCCGGGGGGCCCCCCCCUCUACACUUACCACCAGGGUAUGAUUUUGGGGGCCCAGGGGCCCCAGCAGCUGUUCAUUUACUCCCACGUUAUUCUGGGAAAGUUGCUGCUGCAUGCAGUGCAUGCAGCCCCCGCGCUGCUGCUGGCAGCAGCAGCAGAGGGGGCCCUGCUGCUGCCCGAAGAGAGGCCCCUCGCGCUGCUCAAGGGGGCCCCCCAGCAGGCCAUUGAGGAUGCUGUUGCUGCGCUGCAGCUGCUGUACGAAGCAGCAAACCCCAAAGAAGUGCUGCCCCGGAAAAGCGCCUUUGCUGCUGCUGCUGCAGACUCAGUUUGCCAGACACGCGUAGAGUGUACAUACACUCCAGGCAAUGUGGAGGCCAUGGAGCGGAUGCCAAUGUCCAUUCUGUGCUCCUUCUUCAUUUAA
This is a messenger RNA of Eimeria tenella, 719 nucleotides long. RefSeq lists its product as uncharacterized. The annotation marks the transcript as partial. The transcript is spliced from 2 exons. Lineage: Eukaryota; Apicomplexa; Conoidasida; Eucoccidiorida; Eimeriidae. The record is from RefSeq and is a predicted model, not a curated record.